AUGACCCUCAAGUCUCCAUUUACAUCCUCCAUCGCAAGUCCCGGCAAUGGCAAAGUCGUUCUCUCGCUCCUCCCUCCGUCCGUCCCGACUCUGACUACAUUGACCUACAAAUACCCGCUGAAGCUGCUCUCUCGCGCCCCGGGAUUUACCCCUGAAUCGUCCGUGCUGGAUGAUUGCGCCACCAGACCUAUCCACUUGUAUCUCCUGACGUACGGCGGCGGUCUCCUUCCGGGCGAUCAUAUCGACGUGUCGAUAACCCUGAAUCCGCAGACAAGGCUGGUUGUGACCACGCCGCAAGGGAGCACCAAGAUAUUCAAGACAGCUCCUGGCGCGCAGGGGAGGUCUCAUGGGGGCAAUCCGGGCGAUGACAUGAGCCGACAGACGCUGGAUGUCCAUAUCGGAAGUCAAGCCGCACUGUGCUAUCUCCCGGACCCAUCUGCGCCUUUCAAGGACAGUCGAUACGAACAAGUGCAGAUUUUCACAGUGGACGGGACACAGACAGGAAACAAAAGGAGUAGCCUGUGCGUACUGGACUGGGUAACACAGGGUCGCACCUCGCGAGGGGAAAACUGGGAUUUCCAGCUCUGGAAAGGGCGGAACGAGGUGUGGUCCGAGGACAAGUCAAGUGGGAAACGGAGGCUAUUGCUGAGGGAUUCGGUAAUCCUUGACAAUGAGGCGAAGGACGCAGAGGGGCUCAUCCGUGAACGCACCUGGCCUCACGGUAUAAUUGGAACCCUGAUCCUGUACGGGCCUAUCUUCGACCGAUUGGGGUCCUUUUUUAUGGAGGAAUUCGCUUCUCAGCCUCGCGUUGGCGGUCGAAACUGGUCGACAUCCUCAUCGUCCACAGCAUCUGUUCCCUCCAAGCACGAUAAGGUCACAUGGACAGCAGCUCGUGUGCGAGGAGGCUUCGUCCUGGUGAAAUUCGGAGCAAAGGACUUUGAGACAGCCCAGGGCUGGCUGGGCCAACUCAUCCGGGAAGAAGGUAGUGUGGUGCGAGAAUUUGGCGAGGAGGCCCUGUUCUGUUUAUAG
This is a messenger RNA of Rasamsonia emersonii CBS 393.64, 1029 nucleotides long. Its product is annotated as Urease accessory protein UreD. The transcript has a single exon. Gene Ontology annotation, molecular function: nickel cation binding. Lineage: Eukaryota; Fungi; Ascomycota; Eurotiomycetes; Eurotiales; Trichocomaceae. Bases 1 to 1029 code for a protein of 342 amino acids. The record is from RefSeq and is a predicted model, not a curated record.